AUGGACCGAGCUUCGAAUUCCCCAGUUGGAUCGAGAGAACGUGCUGUCUCCUCCGAGCCCUGCUCAACCCGACCGAACCCAUUCGACGACGACGACGGAUCCUCGGCCCGCAAGCGACGCCGCACCUCUCUCAACGGUGCCUCGCGCAGCCGGUCCCUCGAGUCCGAUAAGUCCUCCCACAAUAGUUCAGCCCGCCUUGUAGAGGACGACAUACAAGAGUCCAAGCCAACCAAGAUCACUCUGAACUUGAAGAAUAGGAAGCACGCGCCGCGAUCAACACCCUCGUCACCUACAUCCUUGAAGGACGCCGACGCAGAGCUCGAUACGAUUUACGAGAAUGGCAUUCGGGCUAGCGUGGAGGAUGCUGACCUGGGUUCCUCAAACGCUCUGCCACCCUUCGCUACGGCGGACUCUUCAUCCUUGGACGCCGACGAUAACGACGAACCCCUUAUAGAAAGCGUGGACGACAACGACGCCUCGCAGCUAGCAGAACUCCAGGAUAUUGAGCUCCAGCUCGCAGACCCUGUACAUGAAUUCCCGGCCCGUCAAGACGAAUCUCUGCCAGAUGCUCUCCAGAACUUAUGUGGCGCAAUAUCGACCUAUCGAGAGGCGGCCCCAAAGCUCUCCAGGUGGAUCGAAGAAUACCUGACUUGGGCACAGGAGUGCGCUCCCUAUAUCCUCUUCCAAAAUUAUGAGCAGCAUCGUGAUUUCUGGAGAGAACUUCCGCGACUGAUAUGGGAGAACACUUCCAUAGGAAGGGGUGCUCCUGCACGAGGGUCCCAGCUCUCGCGUUUGGUUUUUGAAUUGCACAAGUCUUUCACGAAGUUGACAGCUUUGUUCAUCGAUCUCGACCAUCUGAUGCUUCAAUCCGUCGAAGCUGGGGAGAAUAUCUACCAAGAACUCACCUCGCCGCUCUACAUAAUGUUCCUCAACCAGUACUUGAUGGAAUAUGGGGGUCAGACAGGCAAUUUGAACUGUAUUGACGCUGAUCCUCUAGGAGUUGAGUACAUGAGUGGACUGAUCGAUACCUUUCGGUUAUUUCCUGUCUACGGCUCUCAUACACCAAACUGCUCGCCUUUCCACCUGGGCCAACUCAUGGCUUCUCUUGUGCCCCGAAUUCCGAGACUGAUUGACAACUUGCACCUGGUUGGGCAAUUGGCCGCGUUUUUGAUUCGCGACAUCAGCGAGCGACUGCAGCUAUCUCAGCCCGCCCAAGAGCCUGAAGAAGGCGUGACUUUCCUGGAACAGGGCUACCAACUCUCUGAGGCCAUGUCACAGGCCCUCGAAGCUUGUAUUGAGAAGAGCGUCAAUCAGAUUCAAGCAGACGUGGCUGAAAACUCGAUGUUCGUCCUCACGAAUCUCCGCCGCCUGUGUCUGCGUGCGGAGUGCGGGCACGCAGCGACCGCGAUAAUGGAGCAUCAGCGCAAACACCCCGAUAUCCCUCGAGCUUUCUCAAUCGACGUUAUGGUUGACGAAUGGCGUCUCAAGACUCUGACAAAGUUCAUCAUGUCCAGCCAAAUGCAACUCAGGCUUCUGGCUGCACAGAUGAUGUGCCAAGAUCUGGUGCGCAUCUUCAAGGAACAUUCAGGGCACAGCAUCGAACCCUCCCAACAGCCGCUUCUGUGUCAUGUUUCGAACACCUUGUUACAAUCAGGCGUCGUUACAUACAUCUUGGGCCCAACGUGUCAUCCAGAGGUAACGACUGCGAGCGGUAACAUCAUUGGAUUUCUGUUUGCGUCGCAUACUUUUACUGAAGACCACCUGGACUUCAUGUGGCAGACAAUGACGACGUGCCAGAUCUCCGGCGUAUCAGAGAGCUUGUCUGGGAUGUUCAUCCAUAUCGUCCAUCUCUUUACGGCGGCCGACCUGCUCGCUUUCUGCCGCAAAAUGCAGACCGUCCCGAUCGAGGCUUUCAGCCCAACAAUCAAAGAACUCUGUGUUGCCAUUAUCAACCAGCUCUGUCAAAAGCACGAUGCUGUACAGGAGCUUCUUCCCUACUCCUUGAUGUUCCGGCUGUUGAGGGAGUCGUCUGCUCUCGGGCCGCCGUUCUAUCAGGUUGUCCACAGGUGGGCCGCACAGACUAUUGCUCAGCUCCUUAAGUUCGGGCCGUCCUAUGAGGAUAAAGCGUUGCUCUACCAGGAGUGCUUGAGAGACAUUGCCCAAAAGACGCCAUUCACACUGGGUAGUAUACACUGUCUUGCCUUUUUGUGUCGACCGAUCGCUAGGGAGCUACAGCUGCUCACUUCACAACACGACUUGCCAAAACUCCUCAUCGACGAGUUUGAGCAUGCAGUCUCUACCAGACAAGAUUCUGGGAAAUUGCACGUGCUUAGUGGUUUGGAGAACAAGCCUCGCCUGGAUAUGCUCACCAACAUCAUCAACCACCAGCCAGAAGCCAUUCGGGGAGAGCUUGGGUCGACAUUGUGGGAACUUUUGGUCGGAAAGCACGCAGCAUCUCAGGAAGAUCGCAACUGCGGCUGGCAAAGUCUCAAUUCUGCACUGGGAGGUCGUCACGACAACCCGUUCCUGGAGACCUGUUUCGAUGUGUACCUGCCCACACUGGCGCCAGAGUUGUUUUGCGAAGGUAGCCUGGAUUUUGCUCUUCAGAAGAUCAGUCGGCUCGUAGAUGACAAGGACAGUGUUGUUCUCGACGACGAUGAUUCACGGGAGCACCUGGCUAUCGAACAUCUGUGGAAGAUCGCUCUCACUGCACCCACCGACACGAUCGAGCAGCCGGCGAUAAGGGCGCUUGUCAAAGGUGUUUACAUUGACAGCCGCUGUAUCCAGCACUUUUCGAGCCACCGAGCACGAAAAGUUCACCUUGCUUUGGUCAACCGGUGCUUGGAGCAAUUAUCCUUGGCGGCGAAACGCUUGACAGCGGCCGGAGAUGAAAUUGAUGCGAUGGACGUCACGUCCAAUGGGAGCGAGUUACAAGAUCAGAGACUCCUCUUCAGCCGCUCUCUCCAAAUCCUCCGAGCUUUCAACGAGCAUUACCAUGCAGCUUCGCAGUUCUCCACCCCAGACAUGCGAUCGCUGGUGUUGCCCAAGAACAUUGAUGUUCAAGGGGCAUCGGCUGAGCUGAAAUUCCAGUCGUUCGAUGGGGACAGGCAGACCGAGGUGAAGCCCUUGCCGAUAGGCAAAGCGAAUACGGCUGGAUCUUUGCUGGCCAGUAUUCGUGAUGCAACCGGCUUUGACAAUUAUCGUCUGUACUACAAGGGACAAGCCCUCACGCCGUCGGAGCAGGACAUUUGCAGAUCUCUGGACGAGCUUCAAAUUUGUGAAGGACUCAUUCUCGUCAAACGUGAGUCAGACACCAUCGACCAGCCCCUCCAGGUAAGGCCCGGAGCUUCUGCCGUGGAGAUAGAGAUCCUGAGGCACUUCGAAGAGCUGUGGCAUUUCCUGGGAUUGGAGGAGACACUGGCGACUGAGGUAUAUGCUUUUCUCAACACGCUACCCGUGGACGACCGUAUACUUGCAAGCCUUGACCAGGAGACACCCAAUUACCAACAAGUUUUCCCCGUCGCCCAACCAUUGAAAUCUCUGUAUGCGGUCUACGCAAUUCAAGAGUACCUCAGCAUACAGUUCUCUCUGGCGAAGUCCAACAAUGAACAUGGAUCUUACAACAAUGCGUUGGCACGAGCCCUGAGGUUGGUAGUUUGGGCGAUCUCCGACCCCGACGUAGCCGAUCAAAACUCCAGUGAAGAAUUGAGAAUCAGGCUUGCGUCGAAACUUGUGGAGCAGCUUCUCUCUAUUCUGAAAGAUCCUCUGCGGGCUCCAUCCGUGCCUGAGUGCCUCGACAUUACAUUAUUGGAGAGACUGGUCGAUAUCAUGUCUUUUUGCAUGACCGCACAUCCAACGACGUCUUGCACGAGCCUGCUCACGGUCACUUUCCAAGCCAUUUUGGACACAUGUUCCUUGAGAGUAGAGCUCUGGGCUGAGUUGUGCUCUCGGGCUGACGUCAAAUCCGUCGUGAAGAAACUACUUCUUGAUGACCCUAGAGGUACCUUGAGAAAGUCGACCGCGCUGGCAAUUGGCGAGAAGACAGUUCACCUUCUGAGCCCCUCAGCUGCUGCUGAACCAGUAUUUCGGGACUACUUCUGGACUCUUUUGAUUGAUCUGAUACCAUAUGGUCUCAAGCAGCCCGCGACGUGUUUGGAGCUCUUCCAGCUUGCAGUUGCUCUGUUCAAGUCAAUGAAGGAGGCAAAGUCAAAUGUGCUUAACUUGCCCAGAACAAUCCAAUUCUUGAGCCGACUGCUUUUGGACUAUAAGCCCCAGGAGGAUAUCAUACAGCCUGGCGCUGUGGAUUUGGCAGCUCAGGGCCUUGUAGGCCUGCUGCAUUUCAUCUUGUGCGACAUUCAUGAGCAUAUUGAUGUGGAGAUGCUACCUCCCAGCUUCGUGACACAAUUGUUCUGGCAUCAUCUGUUCCCGCGCCGCUGGUCAAGUUCCAACCCUCUUUGGCAGGGCGAUGUGAUCUUCAAUGAGUCCAGCCGGUGCCAACUCAUUGAUAUCAUUCUGAGAGUCUCGGCAAGAAGUCCAGGACAGAUCCACCAGCUCAUAGAGGACCUCAAGUCACUGGUUUCAUGCUCAACUAAUGAUGAAAUUGAAGAUGGCCUUCCGUAUCAAUACGAUCUUCCGAUCAACAACUUCGAGAGAUUCAAGGCUAUCAGAUCCCACUGUGGCUAUGCAGGCCUGAGAAACUUGUCCAACACUUGCUACUUGAAUUCUCUUUGCACACAGUUGUUCAUGAACAUUGAUUUCCGAAAGUUCAUGCUCAGCGCUGCAGUUGGUGGUGGAGAUAAGACUCAGUCUCUGCUUUACCACACACAACGCAUGUUUGGUCAACUCCAAAGCAGCCAUCGCCGAUUCGUAGACCCUGAGGCUUUUGUGGCCAGCAUCAAGACCUAUGACGACGAUCUGAUCAACAUUCACAAUCAAAUGGAUGUUGAGGAAUUCUUCAAUCUACUCAAUGACAGGUGGGAAGGCCAAUUGCGUUCUGAGGAGGCAAUACAACGAUUUCGAUCUUUCUACGGCGGACAACUAGUAACACAAACCAAGUCGAAAGAGUGCGAACACCUCUCGGAGGUGAUGGAGCCAUUCUCUGCUAUUCAAUGCGACAUCAAAGGCAAGAAGGACUUGUUGGAGAGUCUUGACGCAUAUGUUGAUGGGGAGCACAUGGAAGGGGACAACAAGUACAACUGCACCACUUGCGGUCGACAUGUCGAUGCGGUUAGGCGGUCAUGCCUGAAGGAAGUUCCCGACUCCCUGAUCUUCCAUCUGAAGCGCUUCGAUUUCAACCUGAGGACUCUGGCACGCAACAAGAUAAAUGACUACUUCGCGUUCCCAGAUCGCAUUGACAUGCGGCCAUACACGAUCGAGCACCUCGGCAAUCCAGCAGCAGGCUCCUCCGAGGACUGGUUUGAGCUGGUUGGUGUUCUUGUCCACGCUGGCACGGCAGAGUCCGGACAUUAUUACAGCUUCAUCCGAGAGCGGCCGACAUCCCGUGCAAACCAGGACUGGUUCGAAUUCAACGAUGACACCGUGACGCCCUGGAACCCCUUGAAAAUGGAGGCUUCUUGCUAUGGUGGUACGGAGCCUUCCUGGGAUGCUGGCGGCGUUACAUAUGAGAAGAACUACUGUGCCUACAUGCUAUUCUACGAACGCUCUUCGGCCCUGCAGAAAAAGAAUCAUGAGCUACAGCAGUCAUUGUCGUCGAGCCCGGUUCAAGCCUCCAUGCCUGCGAUACUCACAAACGCUAUCAGAGAGGACAAUUUACGGCUGAUACAGAGGCACUGCCUGUUUGAUCCCCACCACAUCCGGCUCGUGGACGGUGCCAUAGAGCACAUGAUUGGAUUGAACGGGGGAGCUUGUUCCGAGUUCCACGAGGCCGAGACCUCAGCGGUCGAGAUGGCGCUUGGUCACCUCGAUCAAGUUGCUGCCAGGGCGAAGGAUAUCCCCGAUGCUCAGAGAUUAGUGCAACGAUUGAAAGAGAUGGCUGCUUCUUGUGCACAUUGCGCUUUUGUCGUCUACGAAUACUUCAGCGAUCGGCACGAGUCUUUUAGGAGCCUGGUACAGCGAAACGCGGAGCCAGAGGUCCGGCAAUCCGUAUCAGAUCUGCUCAUGAUAGCUCUGCAAUCCAUCAAGGCAGCAUUUCCAGGAAAUUACUACGCUCAUACAACAUCUCCUAUCAGACUGGACAACUUCGAAGACAACGUUGUCUCUGGAGUGUGCGCCAUGUUCGAGACAUUAUGGGACAAUUUCCACACCCACCUUAGGUCAUGGUUCGAGGUUUUCCAUCUUAUGGCCAGAUUCGUAGCCCUUGGCAAAGAGGAGCUUCUGGCUUUCACGGGUUACAACUUCCUGUACAAGACGAUACUUAUUAUCGUGGCGGAAAAUCUGUCACACCAGGAAUUGGAUCAGCAGUUCGCCAGGCUGAGCAACACCUUGGCUAGAAGACAGAAUAGGCCACCCUCGUUUUCGAGCAUCAUGGAUUUGCUAAGUAUCAUAUUUGCGUCAGUCACUGUGGACAACCCAGUCAGCACUCACGCCGUGCGCGAGGAUAGAUACCUCAAGGAUCCUGAGUCACCACUCCGGCUGAUCGUGUCUGAAGUAACUCAGAUGGAACAGAAAUGGGAUGGGGGCUGCAGCAUAUUCCUGGACAAGCUCAUCUACAUCAACCAGAACCCAGAGGCCACAGACGCCAUCUUUUCGAACCUUCUGAAGCGGGACUGGUCACUUGAGGAGGACAUUCUGGAGACCUUAAUGAUUAAUACCCAGGUCCAGCAGUCUUUUCUCGUUCAUGCUCCGUAUCUUCGGGUGGCGGCGCUGUACUGUCAUCUCAGCCGUGAGCCGGCGAAUAUCGACAGGCUCAUUGAGCACAUAGCCAGAAACAGCAACAUUUUGGCGAACAGUGAGCCCAAGGCGGUAUUGGGCUUCUUCACCAACAAUGCAGUGAUCGAUGGCAAUCGAGAGAAUUCUGGCGAGACUAAGCAAGCGAUCCACAUGCAGUGUCUUGAAUACCUGCCACUUUGGAUGCCCGGUCUACUGGCACACUACGACCACAAUAUCAGCAAUGAGGUCAAGCAAGUGCUACAUGAGAAGGUCUUUCGACAUGGUCCGGAUCCGACUUUUGAAGAGAAGCAUGGGGGCCAAGAACGAGCUGAGGCGGUCGUGCGCAGUGCGAGGCGCGUCGGAACAGAGUGUCUGCAUUACGUUCAUGAAAAUUACAUCAAGCGUGGUACCUCGGUCCCGGCACAGACUGUCGUGGUGCUACAGGGCGUAUUUGAGCAGUGUGGCGGCUUUUUCGGUGCCGUUGACGAGGCGGCUGGUGAAAGCCUGAAGUUCUUCAGAGAACGCCAAGUCAUCCUGGAUAGCCUUCGAAGACUGAGCGUCGACGACCUGGAGGACGACGGUUCUGAUUGGGAGAACUCUGUGGCAUCGUCCGACCAGAUGGACAGCCUUGGAGACGAUGACAUCAGGGAUGUGGACUCCUAG
Molecule: messenger RNA, 7491 nt
Organism: Diaporthe amygdali
Lineage: Eukaryota; Fungi; Ascomycota; Sordariomycetes; Diaporthales; Diaporthaceae
Exons: 12
Coding region: 1-7491 (2496 amino acids)
Biological process (GO): protein deubiquitination
Cellular component (GO): nucleus; cytosol
Molecular function (GO): cysteine-type deubiquitinase activity; cysteine-type endopeptidase activity
Source: RefSeq, a predicted model, not a curated record